CUCCUAUCUUCACACCCGCUUCCUCCGCUUUCUUCUGCUCCUCAACCUGCCUCGUUCUUAACAACAAUGACUAUCUUCCUCCGUCUCUUCCUUCUCCUCAGCGCGCUCGUCGUGCUCGUCAUGGCUGCCACCGUCAAUCCCAUGUCGUCGCCUGUUAGUGGCGACGUGUUGACUGCUGGUCAGCCGUUCCUAGUCGAGUGGGCUGUUACCAACAACGACAGCGUCAGCUUGUUCUUGCGCAAGGGCGAUCCCAUGAACCUCAGCUCGGUUCUCACCAUCGUGACUCAGCUCCCCAACACCGGUGUUGUUCGCUGGACUCCUCCUAGCCACCUCGCGACCGACACCUCUUACACGAUCCAGAUCCGUGAUGACAAGACUGGAGAGGUCAACUACUCGCCGCAAUUCACCAUUCUUGCCUCUGACGAGACUGCUCCUGCGCCUAGCCCCGCUGCUCCCAUGGAUGAGGCCCCCAUGGAGGAGACUCCUGAGACCUCUGUCCCUGCCCCGGCUCCUUACGAUGCAGGCAACGGCACCUUCCCCACUCCCACCUCUGACAUGGACGAGUCUGAGGCUGAGGCUUCUCCCUCGGCAACUCGCGCGCCCAAGAAGGGAGGCAAGGGCAGCCAUCCUUCGCCGGCCCCCUAUAGCUGGCAGAACAUGACUUCCAAUGGAACCAUUCCAUUGUAUGCCAACAUGACCAACGGCACUGCGACCAACGGCACCCUGCUCGAUACCGCCAGCUCUGCUUCCUCCUACGCUCUGGGCGGAAUGAUGCUGUGCAGCACAUUGGUUGUCGGCUACCUCGCCACGCUGCUCUUCUAAGCUGACUGUUCUGUCGCUCUGUAUUUUAGUCACCCCGUGGCAUCUUUGUCACCUCUGUAUCUGAUACUCUGCCUAUUCUUAUUAUCAAUAUCAGUGUUUUCUGUUAGUCUGUUCAGUUUAUUCUUCAAGUAUAUUAGUACGAAGCGAGAAGGACGUUAGCAGAGUUCCUGUUUUAGGCUUCUGUCGUAGUUGAUACUGUAACAAUAGA
Myxozyma melibiosi is the source of this 1030-nucleotide messenger RNA. Its product is annotated as Ser-Thr-rich glycosyl-phosphatidyl-inositol-anchored membrane family-domain-containing protein. The record is from RefSeq and is a predicted model, not a curated record. The transcript is spliced from 5 exons. NCBI's taxonomy places the organism in Eukaryota, Fungi, Ascomycota, Lipomycetes, Lipomycetales, Lipomycetaceae. The coding region runs from base 67 to 822 and encodes 251 amino acids.